This is a messenger RNA of Polistes dominula (European paper wasp), 3072 nucleotides long. RefSeq lists its product as uncharacterized. Lineage: Eukaryota; Metazoa; Arthropoda; Insecta; Hymenoptera; Vespidae. The record is from RefSeq and is a predicted model, not a curated record.
AACAGAAGAACUUCUACCAAAAAUGGAGGCCAUUCGAUGAUCGAAUCUGAUGAUCGUGAGACCACAUUUAGAUAUAAUUUCUUAGCUAUUUUCGCACGGAGCCGGUUGUUAGUCUUCAAAACAGAAGAUGAAGUCGAUGAAGGCUAAGUCUAAGAACAAAAAAAAUAAUGCAAAGUUUGGUAAAUUAAAAUUUGGUACAAAAGAAACUAAUAAUGUUAUUUCUCCGGAUUUGUCGACAUUAAGAAAACCAAUUGAUAUUAGUGUUUCAAGAUUAUCUCAGAUUUGUAAACUUCUUGAAAAUGGUAGUGAUGAGGUUAAAGCAAUAUUAGCUUAUGAGUGCGACAUAAUUUAUGAGUGUCGUGUUUGUCGUAGUUUAUUUCGUAGUCUUGUCAAUUUUAUUUCACACAAAAGAGUAUAUUGCAAAGACAAAUUUAAUAUCACUUUGAAUAAAAAUAUUUUCACCGAUGAUGAUGAGGCAUAUACCAAUGGUUCGUUUAUACGUUUGCAUAUACCAGAAGAAGAAAAUGUCAAGGAAAUUUGUAAUAAUGAUAGAAUUCUCAGAAGUCAAGUACCUAAGGAAGAAAACAAGAAAGAUCUCACCACUAUAAUAGAAAUGCUUCAAAAGAAGCAAAACUUACUUGAAAAUAGUUUUAUACAAGAAACAGAAUUUAAUAAGAAUUGUAAUAAUUUUAAUCCAAGGGAUUCGAAUAAUGAUGUCGUCCAGGAUGGAGUAGAUAAAUCAGAAGUUUCUAUUGUAUAUCAAACUGACGACAUGAAUAAAGAACAGAAUUCCAAAUUACAAAGUAUGAUAAACCAAAGUACUGGAGUAUUAGGACCUAAUGGUCAACUAUUAGAAAAAAAGGAUUUAUAUGAAGAUAAUAAUUCAAUCCCAUCCUUAGUAAAUGACGAAGACAAUGCAUUUUUGAUUGAUUCACUAUACAAUAGGAAUUUAAUUUGUUCUAUAUGUAACGCAAAGUUUUCUACCAAGAAGACAUUAACGUUUCAUAUGAAAACGCUACAUACAUCUCAUCGUAUGUCCUAUCCAUGUCCGUGUUGUACAAGUACAUUUGUAAAUACUUGGAGUGUAUAUCGCCAUCUAUUCAAAAUUCACAAAAUGUCGAACGAACAAGUACGGAAACUGAGAAUGCAAAUACAAGAAAAAGCAUUUCGUAAGGAAAUAACACAAACGGAUGAUACGGAGCAAAAUAAUGCAAAUACCAAAACUUGUGAAAUAGUAGAUUUACAAGCAACUAAUGAAACUCGCGAAUGGAUGAAUCAGUUAGAAUCCGAUUCAGAGCUCCAAAGAUGUGGUGGAUGCGGUAAAAGAUUUGAUAGAAAAGCUGCUUUAUUUUCGCAUUCGCAACAUUGUCAAAGGCGAAUUGCCGCAUGCAACGAAGCUAAAAUUAAAGAAAAGAAAGCAGCUAAAACUACGACAAAUAGCAAUAAUAUACCUAAUGUGCCAGUUAUUGCAGAAACGCCUCCUGAAAUAACUGAAUUGAAUGAAACAUCUAUUCGUGUAGAAAACAUAAUUACCCUUUCAGAUGCAGACUGGGAUAUGAUUGGUAAUGAGAAUUCUAAUGAUAGUAGAUGUUCUGAUGUAGUUAGUGUUUCAUCAAGUUCAAGUGCUUCCCCAAAUCAAGAAUCAUUUAAUAAUAGCACGAAGAAAGAUUCAUCUCCGUCCCAUAAUACUACGGAGUCUCCUGAAAUUGUGUAUACAUCUGAAAUAAUAACUGUAAAGAAUGGAAGUAAAAAAAGAAAAUUAGUAGCAGAUCAUACAUUGAAAAUAUCAAAAGAUAUUACAGAAAAGACGAAAUCUAAUAAUUCAAGCAAAAAUAUUAGCCGAACUUUGAAUUCGUCAUCUGCUCCAUCAAAAAAUCAACUUGAUCUAACAACAAUAAUGGAAAAUAAAAUAGCGACUAUAGCAAAUCUUCGAAAGUUACAGUGCCUUCCAUGUAAAAGGAAAUUUACAUCCAUGACGAACUUACGUAGACAUAUGGCAAUUCAUAUUGGUUGGAAUAGAUAUCGUUGCAAAUUAUGUGACUUUAAAUGUUUUGCAAAAUAUGAUUGUGUUGCUCAUUGUAACAAAAUCCAUAACGCUCAAAAUAAUCGUGCACUUUUAACAGAGAUGGUUCUAGAAAUAUCGCAAGAUAAAUAUAUAGAUAAUGAAGAUAUAGUCAUUAAUGAGACCAAUACAGAAGAAAAUAUAAAUGAAUCUGAAUCAAAUAGUUUAUCUAAUACUAUAGAUCACAAUAAAACAAAGAAUGUAAGUAUGGAAAAAUACCCUAAAAAUGUAGUCAAUAUAAACAUUGACAAUAAAGAAGCUGGUACUAAAGAAGUGCCUUGCUCAAGUGAAAAAGAUAAUAGUGUUUCUAUUAAAGUCAACAAUGAAAAUAACAAUACUUCGAACUUUAGUAAAAACAGUGAGAGUUUUCAGACUGGAAAUUUGGACACAGAUCUUAAAAGAAUGGUUAUGCGAGUCAUUUUUGGCACACCUGAUGAAUGUUCUUUGAAACAGCAAGAAUCGGAAACAUCUAGUAUUGAAAGUAAUACAAGCCCUGAUAAAAAAGUUGAUAGCAAGGAAAGUAAAACGGAGUUAAAUCGGAGUAAUCUGACUAUUCAAGAUUCUAAAGAUUCAAAUUCUUCAACGUCACCCGAUAAUUUAAAACCUCAACGUCCUAUUCGUAAUCGCGUAAAACCAGUAGAUAAAGAUUUUAUUUAUGAUCUAAAAGAAGUAGCUUUUCGUAAAGAACUUCUACUUAAUAAGGGAACGUCAUGUAAAGCAUUAAAUAGAAAGUCUUUAGUUCGUUUACAUAUUGAAAACGAAAAUUCGGACAUUCUAACAGAGCAACCAUCAUCGAAAGAUUCUCUUACGUCAGUGACACUACCAUUAGAACAAGAUAAUAAUGCAGAUAAAAUCGACAUUAAAAAAAGGGCUAUAAAUACAAAAUCUACUUUGAUGAAAUUUCCACGUGUGCCACAUUUUACACAACAAGCUGAAAUCACAUUAAUAGAAGAAAAGUAAAGAAGUAGUUAAAUUUAUUUAAAUUUCGUUAAUCAUAUUAUUUGAUUCAA